AUGGCUGCCCCCCUCAACCCUCAUGCGCCGGUUUACAUUCCGUCUUCCUUCUUCUCUCCGUUUGGAAGCUAUUACUCCUCUCCUCUUCCUGCUAGUUAUCAGCACCCUUCUGAUACUCCACCCUCUUGCCUUGCGUUCAACCAACCUCCGGUUCAGACUACUACUGGUUUCUGCGGUGCUGCCCCUCCGAUGAAUCCAUUUCCUUUUUGUUACUACUCUCUUUCUCCUCAUGCUCUUCCCCACAGCGCUUACCGUACUAGCUGGAAAGUGUUUGCUUGUGGUCAGAUCCCUCCGAUGCCCCUCCAUGGCCCGAAAGCUCACGAGCGGGCUACUCUGACUCUUCUCAGCGAGGAAGAGGAGAGUGGGGGGAAGCCAGAAGAAAACCCUGUUCCACAAACUAAAGUGAAGGAAGAGGUCAAGGGCGGUUGCAGAGCUGCUGACAAAGCUCGGAUGGGCUUCAAGGGUUCUGGAGGCGGUGGUUCCUUUGUCUACAGAAGGAAAGCUGUCGCGCCGAGGAGAAGUGAGCGCAGAAGGGUUCAGGCGCUGAAUAAGAAGGGGAGUGUGGAAUUCGAGUUCAAGAAGCUUGUGCGUGGUGCAAGUGAGUUACUGGAUGACGGGAAAACCACGGUCAUGAUCAAGAACUUGCCCAACAAGUUCACCAAGGAGAAGCUAUUAGGCAUAUUGGAUAAGCACUGCUCCGAAGAGAACCAUAAGUUAAGCAACGAUGGUGCUGAGAAGCUCUCGGAGUCGGGAGGUGGAGAAAUGUCAUCGGCCGCUUUUUCUGAGUUCGAUUUCUUGUAUCUGCCCAUAGAUUUCACGACUGGCAGCAACAUGGGCUAUGCCUUCGUCAACUUCACCAGUGCAGCCGCUGCAUGGAGGCUGUACAACUUUCUCCACAACUACGACUGGAAGUUCCACGGCUCUCGCAAGAUAUGUGAGGUCACAUACGCCAGAAUUCAGGGUUUGCCGGCGCUGCAGAAGCAGUUCAGGAAUUCAACUUUUGUGUGCGGGAGUGACGACUUCCUUCCAGUGUGUUUCGUCCCGCCUCGCAAUGGAUACUGUCAGCCGUCGUUUCAGUUCUUGGGCCGGCGAGAACUUCCCCUUCACGCCGACCCCAAGGCAUGA
Molecule: messenger RNA, 1125 nt
Organism: Musa acuminata subsp. malaccensis (wild Malaysian banana)
Lineage: Eukaryota; Viridiplantae; Streptophyta; Magnoliopsida; Zingiberales; Musaceae
Source: RefSeq, a predicted model, not a curated record